AUGGAAGUGUUUCUUAUGAUCAGGCGAAAGAAGACCACCAUCUUCGCUGAGGCCCAGGAGUCGAGCACGGUCUUAGAGCUGAAGCGUAUUGUCCAGGGCUUCCUGAAGAAGCCUCCUAAGGAUCAGCUCCUGUUCAAGGACAACCAGCUCCUUGAAGAGAGGAAAACUCUGCGUGACUGUGGCAUCACUGGCCGGAUAGCAAAGCCUGAGGACCCAGCCAUCCUGACCUUGGAAUUCAGGGAAGAUGCCUUUCAACUCCUGCAUGCCAGCCCUUUUUCUUGUCCACUAAUUGGAGGUGUGCUGAAAAAUGGUCUAGACUUCAAGAGAGAUUAGGAACAAGUUAUGCAGUGAGGGCCCCAGGCCCACUUCCUAGGAAUUCACUUCCUGAUAAAGAUGUGACUGUCUUUCUACAUUAA
Molecule: messenger RNA, 416 nt
Organism: Rattus norvegicus (Norway rat)
Lineage: Eukaryota; Metazoa; Chordata; Mammalia; Rodentia; Muridae
Source: RefSeq, a predicted model, not a curated record